Molecule: messenger RNA, 237 nt
Organism: Eruca vesicaria subsp. sativa (arugula)
Lineage: Eukaryota; Viridiplantae; Streptophyta; Magnoliopsida; Brassicales; Brassicaceae
Source: the annotation of a GenBank genome assembly
AUGACUGCUUAUCGAAGGGAGUUUAUUGGAAAGGGAAGGUAUGCAAUAUGGUUUUGGAUGGUUGAUAUUUUCUGGGGAUGGCAGAAGAAAAAUGACAAACCUAUAGAUCGUGUGAUUGCUUCUGGAAUCCAACGGUACACAUCUUUGAGAAAUUCUGGAUUGAAAAACAUGAUACAUCAGGAGUGUUACGAUGGAACAGAGAAUGCAGUCGUACUCAAGGUGAACCGGUUUGGGUAA